AUGACGAUUCUCACACUCCUUCGCCGUCCGGCAAUAUCCUGUCUACGAUCCACAGCUUCAUCAUCAUCACGAAGAACAUUCACAUCCCUCCUCCGAACUCCAACCACCAUAAUCACCCUCCAAACCCGUCCAACCCUCCAUUCUUCACCCACAUCCCUCAUCCCACAAACCACAUCAUCAACAUCACAAACAACAUCAACAUCACUACUCCUCCCACUACAGGGUCUAACACAAACCCGAGGUCACAGACGAAAAACCUAUAACCCAUCUCAUAUCGUUCGAAAACGCAGGUUUGGGUUCUUGGCUAGGUUGAGGAGUAAAACGGGUAAGAAUAUCUUGAAGAGGAGGAAGGCGAAGGGGAGGAAGAUGUUGACGCAUUAG
This is a messenger RNA of Orbilia oligospora ATCC 24927, 381 nucleotides long. RefSeq lists its product as uncharacterized. The record is from RefSeq and is a predicted model, not a curated record. Lineage: Eukaryota; Fungi; Ascomycota; Orbiliomycetes; Orbiliales; Orbiliaceae. Gene Ontology annotation, biological process: translation. Gene Ontology annotation, molecular function: structural constituent of ribosome. Bases 1 to 381 code for a protein of 126 amino acids. Gene Ontology annotation, cellular component: mitochondrial large ribosomal subunit; ribosome. The transcript has 2 exons.